Messenger RNA from Jatropha curcas, 1586 nucleotides. RefSeq names its product protein disulfide isomerase-like 2-3. Gene Ontology annotation, biological process: response to endoplasmic reticulum stress. Gene Ontology annotation, molecular function: protein disulfide isomerase activity; protein-disulfide reductase activity. The record is from RefSeq and is a predicted model, not a curated record. Lineage: Eukaryota; Viridiplantae; Streptophyta; Magnoliopsida; Malpighiales; Euphorbiaceae. Gene Ontology annotation, cellular component: endoplasmic reticulum lumen.
AUUGGCUAGCACACGUAACUCGGUCCUCAGCGAAGGUUUUUCCUUCUCAAUCCCGCUUAGAUAUUACUCGGAGAUUCAGAGAAAAAGAGUAAUUUUCUUGAGAAAGUAAGGGAAAAUGCAGCGAUCACGAUCGCCUUUUUUGGUAGCUCUAUCAAUUCUGUUAUUCGCUUCUAAUAUCUGCAAUGCAUUGUACGGGCCAUCAUCUCCUGUAGUCCAGCUAAACCCUUCCAACUUCAAGUCCAAGGUCCUGAACUCAAAUGGAGUUGUUUUGGUUGAGUUCUUUGCACCUUGGUGUGGGCACUGUCAAGCUCUCACACCCAUAUGGGAGAAGGCAGCUAAUAUCUUGAAAGGUGUUGCAACUGUGGCAGCUCUUGAUGCUGAUGCACACCAGUCACUUGCUCAGGAAUACGGUAUUAGGGGUUUUCCUACCAUAAAGGUGUUUGCACCUGGGAAGCCCCCAGUAGAUUAUCAAGGAGCUAGGGAAGCCAAACCUAUUGCUGAGUUUGCACUACAGCAGAUAAAGGCACUUUUGAAAGACCGCCUGAGUGGAAAAUCAUCUGGAGGAUCUAGUGAAAAAUCUGAACCUAAUGCAUCAAUUGAAUUGAACUCCCGCAAUUUUGAUGAGUUGGUGAUUAAAAGCAAAGAGCUUUGGGUUGUGGAGUUCUUUGCACCUUGGUGUGGACAUUGUAAAAAAUUAGCUCCUGAGUGGAAAAAGGCUGCUAGUAACUUGAAGGGGAAGGUGAAGCUGGGUCAUGUUGACUGUGAUGCUGAGAAGUCUUUGAUGAGCAGGUUCAACGUGCAAGGAUUUCCCACCAUCUUGGUGUUUGGUGCUGAUAAAGAUUCUCCAAUUCCAUAUGAAGGUGCCAGAACCGCAUCAGCAAUUGAAUCAUUUGCCCUAGACCAGUUGGAAACCAAUGUUGCACCACCUGAAGUGACUGAACUGACUGGUCCAGAUGUAAUGGAAGAGAAAUGUGGUUCAGCUGCCAUCUGUUUUGUUGCUUUCUUGCCUGACAUUUUGGACUCCAAGGCAGCAGGAAGGAACAAGUACCUUGAGCAGUUGUUAUCAGUUGCUGAGAAGUUUAAAAGGAGUCCUUAUAGCUAUGUCUGGGCAGCUGCAGGUAAGCAACCAGAUCUUGAGAAGCUUGUAGGCGUUGGUGGAUAUGGUUAUCCAGCUUUAGUAGCCUUGAAUGUCAAGAAAGGAGCAUAUGCCCCACUUAAAAGUGCUUUCGAGCUUGAACAUAUUAUAGAGUUUGUCAAAGAAGCCGGGCGUGGUGGAAAGGGAAAUCUGGCUUUGGGGGGUACACCAGAAAUAGUGAAGACUGAGCCAUGGGAUGGGAAGGAUGGAGAGAUAAUCGAAGAGGACGAGUUCUCUCUUGAAGAACUAAUGGGAGAAGAUGUUGGAAGUAAAGAUGAGUUAUGAUAAGGAAACAUUAGCUGAGGAAGAGAAUUAAAAAAUUCAGGCAUUAAAAGAUUUUUGUUGUUAUAAACAAUGUGUGUGCGGGUGUGUUACUAAUGCAAACUGUAUUUGGAGGAUUUUUUUUUUAAUCAUAGUGAAAGAGAUGUCUUUGUUACUAUUAACUGCUAAA